Molecule: messenger RNA, 243 nt
Organism: Penicillium coprophilum
Lineage: Eukaryota; Fungi; Ascomycota; Eurotiomycetes; Eurotiales; Aspergillaceae
Exons: 1
Coding region: 1-243 (80 amino acids)
Source: RefSeq, a predicted model, not a curated record
AUGGGUACGGACUUCUACCUGUACUUGACGAUUUGCCCAACGCUAGAAGAACGCCGCAUAUUGACCUGGGCUGAGCUUCAUCGCCAAAGGUCCAUCGGUGUCUCCGGUCCAGGAAUGACAUGGAGAAUCAAGACAUUCCGAGACUUUGUGGUCCAUGGGGGUCCGCACCUCUCGAGGGAGCGGCUGCCCGCGCACGGGCUGCCGCAUGCCGGCCCCACAGAACCGAAAAUUUCGAUGCGCUAA